Glarea lozoyensis ATCC 20868 is the source of this 438-nucleotide messenger RNA. RefSeq lists its product as uncharacterized. The record is from RefSeq and is a predicted model, not a curated record. Gene Ontology annotation, molecular function: gamma-glutamylcyclotransferase activity. The transcript is spliced from 2 exons. The coding region runs from base 1 to 438 and encodes 145 amino acids. NCBI's taxonomy places the organism in Eukaryota, Fungi, Ascomycota, Leotiomycetes, Helotiales, Helotiaceae.
AUGACUGAAUUGCACGGCAAGAAACCUCUUUCGGUAGAAUUGGAUUCCAAUUUGUGGUAUUUUGCUUAUGGCUCCAACCUCAACAAAGCUGUGUUUGCAGGACGGCGAGGUAUCAAGCCCAAAGACUCCGAGACUGCCAUUCUUCCAGAUUAUGAACUUUGUUUCAAUGUACUUUUCAUGCCCUACACUGAACCUGCAAUGGCUGGAUUGCGAAAGAGGGUUGGUAGUAUUUUGCCCGUUCACGGCGUAAACUACUUGCUUAGCAGAGAGGAUUUCAGAAAGAUUGUUUUAAGCGAGGGAAGUGGCGUCGCAUAUAAAGUGAUUGAGGUUGUAGCAGUGAAUCUUUCUGGGGGAAAACCACGUAGAGUCUAUACCUUGAUCACAAGACGAGAUUUGCCCUUCGCAAUUAGGAGAUUUCCUUCAAAAGAUAUCUUGUAA